CUGUACAUUCAGCCAAUGAGCAGGUGUGAGUCAGAGUGAUCCAUUCCACCUGAUUGAGAUUGUCUGGAGGAUAACAGGCUGGCCCUGAAACAUACUUCCCUACAGACAGUCAGGAGGAGUCUGAGCUGCAAACACGCACUUUGUGGAAGAGGAGCAUCAUCUCAACUGCCGCACUGGUUCCUCUCCGUUGAAAACAGCCACUCAACAGAAUAAGAAUAAUGUUGGUCCUGCAGAAACUCCCCCUCACAGUGGCCCUCUGCCUGCUGCUGCUUGCCACACUGUUACCCAGCUCUGAGGCCCGGCGUGGUCGUGGAGGUGGUGGCUUUAGCCGAGGUGGAGGAGGUUACAGCCGGGGCUGGGGUGGAGGUGGCGGACAGGCCUACAGACCAGCACCUGUCCAGGGCAGUGGUCCCAGUGCAGGGAAAGUAGCAGGGGCAGCUGCAGCAGGCGCCAUAGGAGGAGCAAUGAUCGGGUCUGCUUUGAGCCGCCCUGGGUAUGGGCAUGGGUAUGGUGGAGGUUAUGGGGGUUAUGGUGGUGGAUUCGGUGGAUAUGGAGGAUAUGGAGGGGGCUAUGGCUACCCACGAUAUGGUGGUGGCGGUGGCUAUGGCCCCAGGCCUGGCUAUGAGCCCGAGGGCUCUGGAGAUAUGGAGUACUACACUGGCGCAUCCAGUGGCCCCAUCUACAACAGUAUCAUUGUUGUUAUCGGCUCCCUGAUGUCUCUGCUGAUGGGCCACUGGAUGGCAGUCAUGUAGAGCUGGAGACAGAGCUGAGAUUCCAAAAGAAGACGCAGAACCAAACCAUGACCAAAAAUAACCCACGACCUGACUGUACACAGGACCAUUUUUGAUUUAAAGUCAAAUGUGACCUAAAAUAUGACCCUGGAGAGAUGACAAGCUGUGGCCAAUUUGAGACUUCAGUGACACUCCAUGAGGACAGGAAGAGGAAUUUGACCCAUUUAACAUCUACAACAUGUCAGUGUGACACCGUGCUUCAGUCUGCAGGUGUACUGAUGAACAAAGACAACACACCUCCUGUUGAUAUUUGUCAAUGAAUAACUAUCUCAAUUGUAUCCUACACUCCUGUUUUUCCUUUUAAUGUGUCCAGUCUUUUUAUACUUUUGAUGGUUGUAGUGGAGAUGAUCAUACUAAUGACGGUGAUGAUUCAUUGUUUUUUCUCCAUAAACAAUCUAUGAAGACAGCAGGAUAAAAAGAAUAGAUGUGUAAUCAGGUUAAGUCUACCUCAAGAAAUAAUUUCCAGACCGGAGUUUAAGAGCAGCUAUACUCUAAAUAUGAUAAUGCCAUUUCUCAGUAUAUUUCAUCAUUACAUAAUCAUUUCCCUUCUGAUUCACAUUGUCUACUCUGCAUAUGUUACAUUUUCAAUGUAUACUUGUAUAUCUGUACAGUACCUAAUUAAAGUACAUGUUUAUGCCA
Seriola dumerili (greater amberjack) is the source of this 1430-nucleotide messenger RNA. It is a transcript of the gene sprn2, whose product is annotated as ctenidin-3-like. The transcript has 2 exons. Bases 219 to 752 code for a protein of 177 amino acids. The record is from RefSeq and is a predicted model, not a curated record. Lineage: Eukaryota; Metazoa; Chordata; Actinopteri; Carangiformes; Carangidae.